UGUCGGAGUGGGAGGGGCCCGGCGCGUGACACACACGGUGGGUUCCAGUAAACUGCGGCUGGUUGCCGGGGGCAGGUCGGAGUUUUCAGUCAGACAUUCAACAGGCGGCCGCCGAGCACAGCGGAGCAGCGCCGGUGACGCACUACACCUUGCCCGUGGUGACGCAGCGGUAGCCCGGUUGUCGGUCGGUAGUGUGUGACGCAGCCGGCUGUGGCGGUGACGCAGCUCUCAUGAAGUGACUGAAAACUUUUCCUGACGGGAAACUUGUAGAAGAAGAAGAAGAAGUGUCCGGCUCCGUCAUGGCUGAGGCGCCGCCGGUGGUGGAGAUAGACCCGGACUUCGAGCCCCUCUCCCGGCCCCGCUCCUGUACUUGGCCCCUUCCCCGGCCGGACUUCAACCCGAGCAACUCGGCAAACUCGUCCCCGGCACCGGAGCCCCCCUCCUCCGCCGCCGGAGCUCCGGGCAAUGUGGACUUCAUGAGCAACCUGAGCCUGCUGGAGGAGAGCGAGGACUAUGACCCCGGGGUGUGCGGGGACUUCCAGUGUCAGGAGCUUCAUCAACUACAGCCACAGCCUCACCAACAACCCGGGGGAGGAGGAGGGCUCCAUGCCCCACCGAGCGUGUCAUCCCUGUCCCCUUCUUCAUCCCCUUCCCCCCUGGGGGCCCAACAGCCCCGCAAGAGCAGCUCCUCCCGCCGCAAUGCCUGGGGCAACCUGUCCUAUGCCGACCUCAUCAGCCAGGCCAUAGAGAGCUCCCCGGAGAAGAGGCUCACCCUGUCCCAGAUCUACGACUGGAUGGUCAAGAGUGUCCCCUACUUCAAGGACAAGGGUGACAGCAACAGCUCUGCCGGCUGGAAGAAUUCUAUCCGGCAUAACCUAUCCCUUCACAGCAAGUUUGUACGAGUACAGAAUGAGGGCACAGGAAAAAGUUCUUGGUGGAUCUUGAACCCAGAAGGUGGCAAGAAUGGAAAGUCUCCUAGACGACGAGCUGCUUCUAUGGAUAACAACAGUAAAUUUGCAAAGAGUAGAGGAAGAGCUGCCAAGAAAAAGGCUUCUCUUCAACAAAGUCAAGAUGGGAGUGCUGAUAGCCCAGGGUCACAAUUCUCCAAGUGGCCCGGUAGCCCUAGUUCCCACAGCAAUGAUGACUUUGACGCAUGGAGCACAUUUCGGCCAAGGACCAGUUCCAAUGCAAGCUCAAUUAUGCCUGAAGAGGAUGACCUUGGAGAUCCUGAUGUACAUAAUCUUGUAUAUCCUCCUUCUACCACCAAGUUGGCAUCUACUUUGCCAAGCCUGUCAGAGAUUGGAAACUCUGAAAACAUGGAGAAUCUUUUAGAUAACUUAAACCUCUUGUCUCCGAACACCUCAAUGACUGUUUCAACACAGUCCUCAUCGGCCUCAAUGAUGCAGCAGCAGUCUGGUUAUUUAUUUACAUCUCCCAACAACGGUAUGGGAUCCCCUGAUCCUGAGUACAGGAAAUAUAGUUAUGCUCAAGCCAGCAUGAACUCCCUGUCACAAAUGCCUAUGCAAAGUGUAUCGGACAGUAAACCAGGCUAUAGGCCUGUUGGCCCAUAUAAUGUUCCAGCCGGACUUUUGAAGGAACUGCUUACAGCAGAUUCUCCACCACAUAAUGAUUUACUCGCCCCCUCGGAAUCUGCAGUCUCGCAGGCCAGCAGUAGAGUUUUGAGUCAGAAUGUGCUGAUGGGAUCUAAUUCUGGAAUGCCAGCCUAUGGCACUCAGCCUCCCCAUAACAAAAUAAACAGCAUUGCCCACACACAUCAACCACAUAAUCAGCAGACGUCUAUCAAUGGUCGUGCCUUGCCACAGACUGGGCGUACCAUGACGCACAGUGCUGGCAUUAAUCGCUUGUCCACAGUGAAAAGUUCAUUACAAGUGCCUAUGACUCACCCCCAUCCAAUGACAACCAUGAGUCCUUACGCUUCAAAUGGCUGCAAUGGCUUUGGAAGAGUUGGCAUUAUGUCUCUCCACCAGGAGAUGCUGCCAAGUGACUUGGAUGACAUGUUGAUUGAAAGCUUGGAAUGUGAUUUGGAGUCUAUGGAAUCUAUUAUCCGGAAUGACCUCAUGGAGGAUGGAGGAGCAGAUUUUAACUUUGAUAGUGUAUUGCCUAACCAAAGCUUUCCUCACAGUGUCACAACCGCCACACACAGCUGGGUGUCUGGUUAAACAAAAUAUAAGGUAACUGUAAAAAUUACAGUUGAAGACAGCUCCAAAGAUGCCCAUUUCCCACCUUAUUCAAAUCAACAAACACGGAUUUGUCUCAGAUUAUGCCAGUUAUGUGCUGCUCUUGGACCCCCCCCCCCCCCCCCCUCACUCUGAAGUGCCAAACUGACUAGAAAAACGAAUGGAAGAACAGACUGCGUUAUUACCAUUGCUGUUUGGGUGCUUUAAAGAGCAACUAAAAAUGACUUGAUGGGUGUAGUUUGUGUACCUGCUUCUUUGCUCUAGGGUGCUUUUAUGUGAGUUUCAAAUCUGCUCGGUAGUGACGCUUCUGAGCAUUUUUAAUAUCUUCAAGACUGGAAAACGUGACAUCCCCAGCUGCACUAAACAAUUUAUUAUGAAGUUUUAAAGAGCUUUUGUCAGCAACUUUUUAUAAUGCUACCUGUCUCUUUGGUAACUGCCAAAUCUGUGUUUAACAGCAGUGGUCUAAUUUAAUUACAUUCCAAACCAGCAGGGAUUCUCCCUGUUUUUGGACCAACAUUAAAAUGAUCCAGGGUUGGUGCUAAUUAUAUAAUUCUGAGUUCUAAUUUUUAUGCUCUAAAAUGGGCAACUUUAAUUUUAGAAGAUUGUUUCAUUUUGUCUUUUUGUUUGAAUUUGAUCACUCUGUGCAGAAAAGUUCACCUUCUGCAGAUUUUAUGGUUGUAGAAGAUCUGAUAUGACAUGAUUUUUAUUACCCAUUGCCAGCCCAGAUGCCUCGAUGCCAAACUCCCCUCAGUGGCCAAACAAACCUGCUGAAAACCCCUUUUUUUUUUUUUUUGCAAUUGCCAUGCUUCUGUAAUUUCUGGUGAACAUGGCACCCAGUCAACUUGGAGAUUGAAAUCAAAACAGCCAGAGUUUGCAUUCUGAGUUUAUUUAAUCUGUCCUAGCAUGUUUAAAACCAAGCUUUGACUGAGUAAGGAGGUCUGCUGCUUAAGCAGAAUUUGUUCUGUUAGAAUGUGGUGUGCAGAAACCUUUUAUUAAACCGGAUCUUCACCUAGCUGCUGGUUUCAUCUAAAUUGCCUUUGGCAAUCAGUCCAGCAAAUGCUUCAAGGCGGUUACUGUAAUUCUGUUCUUGGUCAAUUUUUAUGUUGGGGCCUUUAAAGGAGAGAAGGGGUUUUAGCAACUGCCCAUAGGAACAACACUUGCUUUAUAUUGGCAUCCAGAGUUGACUUGAAGCUGAUCUCCAGGCAGAUGAAUUCUAUUUUUACCAGUUUUUAGUCCAGUUUUACAUUCAUAAAAGGACAAGUUUACCUUUUGGGAACAUGUUACAUUAAUCUUAUAAGGUGGCACAUGUAACCUCUUCCUGAUCCCCCUUCUAAUUGUGACAGCAGCCCAUGGCUCUUCUCCACGCGCGCUCUAUCACAAAGAACUCACCUAGUUCUAUGAAUGAACUACAAGUACUUGACCACCUUUGUGGCUGGCGGCUUGUAGUUCUCAAUGAACUACCGGGGUGCUGAUGAGAGCUCUAGGUCAGUGUUUCUCAACGCCAAUCCUCAAGUACCCCUAGCAGGUCAUGUUGUCAGGAUUUCUCUUGGAUGAAACGAAAAGCCUAAAAACAUGAAACCUUGCUGUACUUAGUUCAUUGAUAUUACUGUCAUUCAGGAACUGAAUGGACAGACUGCUACACAGACCAUCUUCUGUACGGUCCUGACAUUGCACCCAUCAUCUGCUGAUCACAACGUCUUACAGACUCCAAAAAAAGCCUCCCCCCCCCCCCCUCUAUACUUGCAAAAAGAUGCGCUUUUGUUUGGGCUUUUUUUUUUUGAAAGGUGAACUUAUCCUUUUAAAUACAAAUAGUAUCUGAUUAUUGGUUUCCUGUAAUCCCUUAUAGAGGAGCAUGCACGUUAUGCGGGCAGACACUAUGGACAUGCUUGCAGAUGGGAAAUUUAUCAUGGUGUUUUCUGCACUUUCGUUAUUUGUCCUGGGGCAUGGCUGCUUUUGCUUUCUUUAUCGGCUGGAGUUCAGCUUUAAGUGCAAGCCAUAAUCUGCAGCUUGGUGGUAAAACCCUUUCAAUUUAAUUUAUUGCAUGAUGGGGGAGUAUAGGCAGACAUCUUGGUAACAUUUAAAAAGUGGCACUUGAGCCAUUUAAGAAUCUGUUGUGCCUUAUGGCAGUUAAGUGGGCUUUGUUCUAAUUAAAAGACAAUAUUUUGUUACUGAAUCUUAUGGAAUACCUUCAGUUAACUGCUACCAGCUUUUAUGAAAUGUGGUGUUUUGUAUUCCACAAACCAUGCUUGGUAUUAAACACAAUAGCUAGCCAAUGCAUUUUAAACUAUAGCUGGCUAACUAGUUGAGACUUUUUUUUUCUAUUGCCAGUAGUAUUUCAAGCUCCCCUGCACCUUAGAUUUGCUGUUGGCUAUUGGAUAAAACUGACCCCUUUGUCAAUCCCAAACUGAGUGAACACCCAUGUCUACCUAACCCCAUGUUCUAUUUUCUGGAGAAGCACCUCUCAAGAUGAAAGGAUACAGCCUACAAGCAGUCAACUACUACAGAGACAAAUAGAUUGUUGGAUCUUGUACAGAAAUGUUUUUAAAAUCUGUGUAGAAUUCUCUGUUCAUGCUGUUUUUAGUAUAUCAUUGUCCGUACCCAUGUCUAUUUUGGCCUGUGCCAGCAUCCUAGUAACCCCAAAUAGCACAGAAUUGUUCAGUAUUCCUCUGUGUGCUUUGUACUACAAGCUUUUUGUAUCUAUAGAAUAUGGGUGCUUUUUACCAUGUUGAUAUUUUAAUGCAAGGAAAAUGGAGGAAAUCCUGUAAAUAAGAAGUAAAUAUUUCUUCAUUUUGCCUUAAAUGAGAUAUGUAUAAAUAUUUGUAUUGCUUGCUUGGGAGAAUCAUGAGUUUUUGCUUAUAUAUUGUCAUUAGGCUUUCCAUAAUACUAAUUAACCACCCUUCUAAAAGAGAUUGGCAUGGUAUUGCCUAGGCAUGAUAUGUCUCAUACUCAUCUUAACCAAAGAAUGAUUGAUAUGUAGGCAUAGCAUUGCUGAGCUAGAACUUGCCAUCUCCUACUGCAAAGUGAAUUAUAUAUCUGUCAUGUAAACGAUACAUUGGUGUCAGACAGGAAUACAUUCAGGCCCCUUUCACACAGACUUUUCAAUCGGGUCCGCUUGCCAGUUUUUCAGGCGGACCUGAUGGGCCACUCCAUGCACCUCUAUUGAGCAGCGGAUGUCAGCGUUGACCUGUCCACUCACAUCCGCCGUUAUCCGAUCCGGUCUGUGAAAUCCUAACGGAUAGAAACCCUAUUUUCCAUCCGUCUGGAGAAUUGGAUGAAAAUGGAAAGACAUUCUGUUUUCAUCCAAUCGCCAUAGAGAUCAGCGGGGCUUUGUUAGGUCCAUCUCUGCACAGUGAGCGGAGACGGACCUGUCAUCUGCCUGCUUAGUGGGGAUCAGCGGAGCAAUCCCUGCUGAGCAAAGCAGAGUCUGUACAUGGGCAAGCCUUUGUAAAAGGGGCCUUAGGCAUAUCGUGCAACUGUUUUCUGGCACUAAAUGAUUAAAUGUUGCUUUGUGUAUA
Messenger RNA from Rana temporaria (common frog), 5713 nucleotides. RefSeq names its product forkhead box O1 (gene FOXO1). Gene Ontology annotation, cellular component: nucleus. Gene Ontology annotation, molecular function: RNA polymerase II cis-regulatory region sequence-specific DNA binding; DNA-binding transcription factor activity, RNA polymerase II-specific. The record is from RefSeq and is a predicted model, not a curated record. Gene Ontology annotation, biological process: insulin receptor signaling pathway; regulation of transcription by RNA polymerase II. The transcript has 3 exons. NCBI's taxonomy places the organism in Eukaryota, Metazoa, Chordata, Amphibia, Anura, Ranidae. The coding region runs from base 300 to 2180 and encodes 626 amino acids.